AAUCAGCGCACGCUGACGAAAUCUGCUACUCAGAACAAUGACAAAGUUUAUAAACAUGGUGUUUAUUAAAGAGGAGAAUGAAGACAUGAAGAUUGAAGAAACAUUCAGAGUCAAACAUGAAGACACAGAGGAACAAAGAAAGAUGGUGUUUAAUAAAAAGGAGAGUGAAGACCUAAAGAAUGAAAAAGCAUUCAGAGUCAAACAUGAAGAUACUGAGGAACAAACAGACCUCAAAGAGGAGUGUGAAGUACUGAAUAAAAUGCACAAGAAAGAUCAGAAUUUCAUAAUUGGACAAAAAUCAUUUAGUUGCUCACAGACUACAAUGAAUUUCUCGCAAAAAAGAGCUCAAAAGACUGGAAUUAGAAGUCAUUUCACCUGCCAACAGUGUGGAAAGCAUUUCCCUGACAAAGCAACCCUUAAAAAACACAUGAGAGUUCACAGUGGAGAAAAGACUUACACAUGCAAACUGUGUGGAUGUAGUUUCAAUCGAAAAGGAAGCCUUACCAGGCACAUGAGGAUUCACACUGGAGAGAAGCCUUAUACCUGCCAACUGUGUGGAAAUACUUUCACUGAAAAAGGAAACCUUAAAAAACAUAUGAGAAUUCACACUGGAGAGAAGCCUUACACCUGCAAACUAUGUGGGAAUAAUUUCCCUGCAAAAGGAACCCUUAAAAAACAUAUGAAAGUUCACACCAGAGAGAAGCCUUACACCUGCCAAGUGUGUGGAAAUGCUUUCACUGAAAAAGGAAACCUUAAAAGGCACAUGAGAAUUCAUACCGGUGAGCAGCCUUACACAUGCCCUCAGUGUGGAAAGAGUUUUACACAUAAAAACACUUUUAAUGCCCACAUGAAAAUUCACACCGAAGAAAAGCUGUAUACCUGCAAACUGUGUGGAAAUAGCUUCAUUGAAAAAGGAAACCUUAAAUGGCACAUGAGAAUUCACAUUAGCGAGAAGCCUUACGCAUGCCCUCAGUGUGGAAAGAGUUUUGCUCAACAAACAAGUUUAAACAGGCACAUAGGAAUUCACACUGGAGAGAAGCCAUUCACGUGCCCUCAGUGUGGAAACGGUUUCACACACCCAUCGAGCUUGAACAGGCACAUGAGAAUUCACACUAGAGAGAAGCAUUAACCCUGCAAACUGUGUGGAAGAACUUCACAACAAAACUAAACUGAACAUGAACAGUCACUGGCGAGAAACUGUUUACAUGUCUUCAGUGUGAAAUGUGUUUCACAUAUCUAAAGGACCUCAAACAUAAUUUGCAAACUCAAUCUGGAAAGACAUUGACGUGCUUCUCAGUGUGACAAUAAGUUAAAAGGUUAGUUUACCCAAAAAUGAAAAUUAGCCCACUAUUUACUAUACGCAUCCCAUGUGUAUAUGACUUUCUUCUUUCAGAUGAAUCCAAUCGGAGUUAUAUUAAAAAUAAUCCUGGCACACCCAAGCUUUAUGAUGGCAGUGGUUGGAUGUUUCUGUUCAACAGUCCAAAAAAAGUCUAAUAAAGUGCAUCCGUCCAUAAUAGAAAAGUGUCUCACACAGCUCCAGAGGAGAGUAUAAAGGCCUCCUGUAGCAAAUUGAUGUGUUUUUGUAAGAAAAAUAUCCAUAUCUAAAACGUAAUAAUGACUUUUCAUCAUUUCAGCUAGCUUGCGCUAAUUGUUGUACACAGAAGCAGUUCCGGGUUUUCGAUAUAAGCCAAGAGGAGACUGGUUUUCCUUUGCUAAAGUAAAGAAACUUUGCUUCCUUUGUUUCUGUAAACAAACAUAAUUUUUCACUAGAUAAGCAGCGCAUGCGCAACACCGAUGCCCUACGUCAUUUGCCCGGAACAGCUUCUGUGUACAACAGUUAGAAAUAUCUAUAUUUUAAAUAUAGAUAUUUUUCUUACAAAAAUGCAUCGAUUCGCUAAAGGGGGCCUGUGUUGAUCUCCCAGAGCCAUGUGAGGUAUGUUUUAUCAUGAAUGGAUGCACUUUAUUGGACUUGUUUUGACCUACUGAAGAGAAACAUCCGCCCACUGCCAUUAUGAAGCUUGAAAGAGCCAGGACAUUUUUUAUACAACUCUGAUUGGAUUCAACUGAAAGAAGAAAGCCAUCUAUACCUAGAAUGCCUUGAAGGUGAAUAAUUCAUAGGCUAAUUUUAAUUUGGGGGUGAACUAACCCUUAACAAAAGGGAGAUAUUGCAAAAAGGCUAUGCAUAUUCACUCUGGAAGAAGGUGAUUAAAUUGUCAGUGUAAUAAAAAUGUAUUUUACUAGCACUUGAAAAGUCAUGUAUGUGUGAGACCCUAUUUGUGUGGAAAGAGUUUUAAAUAUCUCUGCAAUAAAAAAAAAAAUGACACUAGAACAAACUGAUGUUACACCAAAAUUUUGGCAACCAAAAUUGUAAAAAUCCUUUUGGAGGGUUAAAAUCAUUAACUGAAACUGUGACAUUUCAUUAGUGAAUAGCCUUGAUUUUGGUUUUGCUUCCGGUGACCUGUUGCAUGAAGCCAGUUGAACAAACCAGGUUUAGAAUUGACAAAACCAAACAAAUCCAAUAUGUUUAGAUCAGGUUUAUUGGGCUUACAAAGCUCAAAUAUAAACAUACUCUGUCAACUCAGAGUUUGUGAUUAACUCUGGAGCAUUGCACUGGAAAGUGUGACAUGUAGCAAACAGCUAAUCACACAGAAUAUGCGAGGAUCGGUUUGAUUCACUUCUCACGAGAGUCUGUACAAUUCAUCACUCUGCUGAAGAUUAAGAGAUGCCGUUAUUAAUAGGGCAGUCCUGGACUAAAGAUUUUCCUGGUCGACUAGUAGUCGUUCAUUUCAAGUAUUACACCGUGUCUUAACUACAUGCGACGUGACGCCACAACACGUGAUAAAAGGUAUCUUUUCCAUGUUAAUUAGAGUUUUUGUCCUAACUAGC
Labeo rohita (rohu) is the source of this 2886-nucleotide messenger RNA. RefSeq names its product gastrula zinc finger protein XlCGF8.2DB. The transcript has 3 exons. Bases 38 to 1129 code for a protein of 363 amino acids. Gene Ontology annotation, biological process: negative regulation of transcription by RNA polymerase II. NCBI's taxonomy places the organism in Eukaryota, Metazoa, Chordata, Actinopteri, Cypriniformes, Cyprinidae. Gene Ontology annotation, molecular function: DNA-binding transcription repressor activity, RNA polymerase II-specific; RNA polymerase II cis-regulatory region sequence-specific DNA binding. The record is from RefSeq and is a predicted model, not a curated record.